This is a messenger RNA of Echinostoma caproni, 135 nucleotides long. NCBI's taxonomy places the organism in Eukaryota, Metazoa, Platyhelminthes, Trematoda, Plagiorchiida, Echinostomatidae. The record is from the annotation of a GenBank genome assembly.
AUGGCCGAAGUCAUCAUCAUCGAAGAUGAGGUAAAGGCCCAACUGCAGGCGCUGAAGAGCACCAAGGCAGCGGGACCCGAUGAUAUUCACCCGGCUAUCCUGAAACCGCUGGCUGAGGUGCUUGCUGCACCACUA